Messenger RNA from Aspergillus luchuensis, 711 nucleotides. RefSeq names its product glyceraldehyde 3-phosphate dehydrogenase GpdA (gene gpdA). The record is from RefSeq and is a predicted model, not a curated record. Gene Ontology annotation, molecular function: oxidoreductase activity, acting on the aldehyde or oxo group of donors, NAD or NADP as acceptor; NAD binding. The coding region runs from base 1 to 711 and encodes 236 amino acids. The transcript has a single exon. NCBI's taxonomy places the organism in Eukaryota, Fungi, Ascomycota, Eurotiomycetes, Eurotiales, Aspergillaceae.
AUGCUCAAGUACGACAGCACCCACGGCCAGUUCAAGGGCACCAUCGAGACCUACGAGGAGGGUCUGAUCGUCAACGGCAAGAAGAUCCGCUUCUUCGCUGAGCGUGACCCCGCUGCCAUCCCCUGGGGCACCACUGGCGCUGACUACAUCGUCGAGUCCACUGGUGUUUUCACCACCCAGGAGAAGGCCUCCGCUCACUUGAAGGGUGGUGCCAAGAAGGUCGUCAUCUCUGCUCCUUCCGCUGAUGCCCCCAUGUUCGUCAUGGGUGUCAACAACACCUCCUACACCAAGGAUGUCAACGUCCUCUCCAACGCCUCUUGCACCACCAACUGCCUUGCUCCCCUCGCCAAGGUCAUCAACGACAAGUUCGGUAUCGUUGAGGGUCUCAUGACCACUGUCCACUCCUACACCGCUACCCAGAAGGUCGUCGAUGCCCCCUCCAGCAAGGACUGGCGUGGUGGCCGUACUGCGGCCCAGAACAUCAUCCCCUCCUCCACCGGUGCUGCCAAGGCUGUCGGCAAGGUCAUCCCCACCCUUAACGGCAAGCUCACUGGUAUGGCCAUGCGUGUGCCCACCUCCAACGUCUCCGUUGUCGACUUGACCUGCCGCCUCGAGAAGGCCACCAGCUACGACGAGAUCAAGAAGGCCAUCAAGGAUGCUUCCGAGAACGAGCUCAAGGGUGAGUUCCUACGUAAAUCCAUGAUACCGUGA